AUGGCGGGUGGGCCGGAGCAUCUGGAACGCGCCCAGGUGAGGAAGGCGGUGGAGGCCCUCCUGGCUUUCGCCAGAAGCAAGGCCAAGGGGGACGCGCUGCUCCUCAACGAGAGCGAGAACGUCCACCUCCUGGUGACGGUCUGGAAGGUCCCGCGGGUGGCUCAGGUCAUCAAAAUACCACUGCCCCAUGGCAUUCGACCAGAAACAGCUGAGGUUUGCCUGUUCACAAAGGAUGAACCAAAUUUAUCAGCAGAACAGACUGAAAAUCUGUACAAGAAACUUUUAAUCCAGAAUGGAAUCAGAAGUGUUAGCCAGGUCAUCUCAUACAAAACUCUCAAAAAAGAGUAUAAACUAUUUGAAGCAAAGCGUCGCCUCCUGAACAGAUUUGAUCUCUUUCUGUCUGAUGACCGAAUUAGAAGGCUUUUGCCCUCACAUCUAGGAAAACACUUUUAUGAAAGGAAAAAGGCACCUUUGUCUGUAAACCUGAAAGCCAGAAAUCUUGCUAAGGAGCUACAAAAACAUAUCCAGGGGACUACACUCCCAGUUACCAACAAAGGGUGCUGUUAUACAGCACGUAUAGGUCACACUGGAAUGAAAGCUGACGAGAUAAUAGAUAAUAUUAUUGCAGCAGCUGAGGUGAUGGCUAAGAAGUUACCAAAGAAUUGGAAAAACGUAAAAAUUCUUCACCUCAAAACACUUAAAUCAGUUGCACUUCCGAUUUUUACUGCAAACAUCUCCAACUUGGAUGAGCUUGACAGACAGCCACCUCUCAAAAAAAAGGAAGUAAAGAAGGGAGAGAACAAGAAACCGAAGAAGGCAGCUAAAAAACUGAAUUCAAGUCAAGUCAGUUUGACAACUGAAAUUAAUACUGCUGCUGCCAAGGAGCUUGCAAUAAAAGCAAAAGUAGAAGUAGUCCAAGAACCAGGUGAUCGUGAUGAUGAUGAAGAAAUUCCACAACUGGUGCCUAUGCAAACAACUAGCUUAGCUGAGCUGAAGAAAAUGGAACCAAGUCCAGAAAAAGGUGACAACCUGGGCAAGAAAACUAAAACACCCCUUGGUAAGAGAAAGAAACAACACCUAGCUGUGGAGACUCCCAAAACAGAACAUAAAGUUACAGAAGAGUGUGCAGAGUUGCAGACAUCACCAAAACAGAAAAAAGCCAAGCAGCUCAGCGUGCCAAAGGAAGCAAGAAAAGAAAAAGAGAUGAAAAAGACUCCCAAAAAGCCUGAAGCAAAGUCUUUUGCAACACCCAAAGCUGGCAAAUCAAUACAGUCAGCCAAGAAGUCUUCAAAAACACCAAAGCAAGCACCCAAGAAAGUGCGCAGGCCACAGUCAGCAUGAAUGUUGUCUGUUGUAACACAUUUUACAUAGUCAUUCAGUGGUGUCUUUUCAGUAAACAAAUAUAUUGAUGAAGUAAAAUACCUUCUUAAAAAAAUCUGCUCAUAAGAGCUUUUUUCACUGAGACCUGUAACGAUUCAUUUGUUUCCUUCUAACUGAUGAGUUGGAACAAAUAAACUCACAAUCUUAAUUGGUUCUAUUUCUUACCUUUUAUCUUUUCCUGGCCCAAACUAAAAGCACUCAAAUUCUUUAAGUGUUAAAGGGCAGGGAGGGGACUAUUCCAGGAAAAAAAAGCUGAGAAAUAUUUUAUAAGUGACAUUUUCCUGAAGCAUAGCUUGGGACUGGAACAAAGGCUGAAGCAAGAAGCAUGCACACAGAGCAGCAAUCUAUUUAACAUGUGAUUUAAAAUAUGAAAUAGCUGCUACCAUUUUUUCUUGAAUUGUUCAAUAUAAUGAAAACAGGUUGACAUCUAUUGAUCGUAUUCCAGAUAUUUAAGUUAGCAGCCUGAUAACAAGCAAACAAUGUAUUUUUUAGCUAUUUUUACCUAAGGUAUUUGUGUGUUUAAAAAAAAAAAAAAAAGCAUGGAAAAUUAUACUUACAUCGUUUUAUGCUUUGAUCAUUUGUACUUCAUGACAUCAAGCAAAAUCUCCUUACCUUCACUUUUGGGCUUUAUUUCUGCUACCAGAACAAUUGAGGGUAUCCCUGCAUGCUGGUUGCAAUACUGCAAUUUUUUUCAUCUGAAAAAAAAAAGGCUGUAUGAAUUUCGGGUGUGCUAGCUAAGUGAACCAGUCCCAUAAAGGCAUGAAAAAUACGUGCUGUAGAACUGAAAGGUUAUAUAUUUGAAAUUUUACAGAGUAACCAAAGUGUUUGCAUGAUUACUUCACAUCCUUCUCAGAGUAAGAAUACAAGGCAGACUUGUGCUAGUGGUAAAAAUCUUUAUUAGCAGUAUUUUACUCAAAUCCAAGUAGGAAGAAGGUCGUAAGAGACAAGAAGAUUCAUCAACAGUAUGUAACCAGCCUAAUUUGAAGAGUUCAAAAAAAAUCUAUCCCAUCUCCUAUUUAGGGCAUCCCAUAUCAAUAGAUUUGCUACCUAGAAAGUAAUUGGGUGCUAGAUAAAAAGUGGUAAAAGAAACACUAAAGAAUAUGAAAAGAUUCUGGUUGAUCCAUGGUGUCAACUUUCUGUAACCUGUGAGCUCUUGUUCUAGUCUACCAUAAACAUUUUUUAAUCAUGAAACAAACUAAUCUUAGCCAACAAAGCAAGUCUGACUCAGUGAUCCCUGUUAGAUCCAUGCUAACAAAAAGAUCUGGUCUUGUCCAAAAAUAGUCCCAUCACUUUCUAGUCUAGGCUGCAAAAUACUACUUCACUUCCCUAAUAGCGAAGUAAGAGAAUCGAUACAGAACUCUCCUUUCUGGAAAUGUGGUUUUGUAUCUAAUAAUUAAUGUUAAAAUGUUUCAGAAUUUGUAGAUGUGCAGAAAAUUAUGAAAUGAAGAUAUUAUCUUCUCUAUGAGUAAUUGAUAGUGAACCGUACUAGCUUGUAGGUGCUGGAAAAAUACAUCCUUCACAUUGAAAUACAAGUGCUGCCUUGAAAUUCUGCAGCAUCUUGAGCCAGUCUAUGUUGAGACUGCAGUAGUUAGUCUUUUGCCUUUUCUUUGAUAGCAGUUCUGGAAUUCAUACACCUUGGUAAGACAUGUAAAGCAUCUGAUUGACACAGCUACAAAUCAACCCAUUGGGGAAAAAAACAUAUA
Molecule: messenger RNA, 3083 nt
Organism: Gavia stellata (red-throated loon)
Lineage: Eukaryota; Metazoa; Chordata; Aves; Gaviiformes; Gaviidae
Gene: RSL1D1
Product: ribosomal L1 domain containing 1
Exons: 9
Coding region: 1-1341 (446 amino acids)
Source: RefSeq, a predicted model, not a curated record